CCCUCCGCCGCAUGUAGGACCGAGUGAGCGGAAGCAGAGCCACAUUCACUCAGUCAGUCAGUCAGCUGGCACAGGAGGAGGCUGCGGCGACUUCCUCGUUAUUUCUCGCAGGUAUCCCACUCCCUUCGUCGCCAGAACAAGCCUUCCGGAUUAAACAACAACAAAAGAAAAAAAAAAGAGAGAAAAAUUUUGUUUUCGACGUGCACUCCACUCGAUGUGAAAAAGAGCGCGAGACAAAACAUAAGCGAAAUGGGAGCGUUCAGGGUGCUGUUGGGGAGUUUACAUUACAUGGGACUCUACAUGCAACUUAGUGUCUCCACGAGGCAAGCUGGACACGGCGAGAUAGAGAACCACAUCUCUGGGAACGCCAUGUUCACAGAGGUGCCUCACGAUAUGACUGCCCAAAGAGGUCAGGAUGUGGAGAUGGCCUGCUCAUUCAGAGGAGCGGGAACCCCUUCCUAUGCACUGGAAAUCCAGUGGUGGUACAUCAGGAACCAUCUUGACUGGACCCACAGGCAGCCCUGGACAACUAAUGAAGUGGCUCCUGAGGAGGAGAUGGCAAAGGAUGCUACAAAGAUAAGUGUUGUGAAGGUUGUAGGAAGCAACAUCUCCCACAAACUCCGCCUCUCCCGAGUCAAGCCGUCUGACGAGGGCACAUACGAGUGCCGCGUCAUUGACUUCAGCGACAUCGAGGGCGCGCGUCACCACCGCGUCAGAGCCUACCUGCAGGUGGUGCCGGAGAGCGACGUAAUCAGCCGUAACCCCAGCAACAACUUUGAGGCCAUGGACGACACCAAGAGAGGAGUGGGAUUCUCUGACGGGGACGACGGGGAGUCUCUCGGUGGCACCAAAGAGCACGCUCACAGCCAUCACCAGAAUCACGGGCACCACCAGGAGCACGGCAAGCGUUCUUCUUCACCUGCACACCACAGCCACGGCAGCAGCAGCAGCAGUCAGCAACACAAGGCGGGCAGAGAGCUGAGGAAGAGGGACGUGGACAGUAACCACAGUAGCCACAAUGACUGCACCAACGAACCGAGCUGUGCGCUGUAGAUGGCAUUACACAAGGAUUGCAUAAUAUGAUGUGUGUCACAGCAUAAAAAAGCUAUUCUUCCCACACAGUGCAGGCCUGUGCACAAAUCCAGAAUCUCUAGAAAAUGUCCAGUAUGGCUUAUUCUAAGCACAGGGCUGCAAACUGUGCAGGGAAUGUAGCUUUUUCUCGCUGUGCAUGGGUCUGGGUUGGACUGCUCACCUGUCUGUAAAGCCUGGCUUCACAGCAUUCAGCAAAAGGGUGGGAAGGGGGAGGGGGGUGCUGAUGUGUAGAUCUAGGCAGCUCCACAGGUUCUGGUCUCAGCACCAAUUAUAAAAAAAGAAAAGAAAAAAGAGACUUCUGUCUUACUAUUAACCCGUGCUCUGUUCCACUCUUGUACUUUAGAUACUGUAAAAGACACACUCUGCUUUCAUGCUCAUACUUCUUCCACUGCCUUACUCUGUCAUUUGAUACACCCUCAGAAAAGAAAGGCUGAUAUUGUACAUUUUAUAACUGGGUCUGUCCCCAGUAGAAAAAAAUCCUCCCUUUUAUUCUGAGAGUAUUCUGAAUGAAACUCAGCCUACUUCUUUCCCUGAAAAUCUUUUUCAGCUUCAUUGCAUCUUUUUUUUUCUCUUCUGUGUGCAUUCGAUAAGUAUACAGCCACACAUCGACAAGUGUUCUCCCUGUGUUCCCAGAGCAGUAGUGCUUAUCCAGCACAGACACAAGUCUUAAAUCACAGAUACAUCGAUAGUUUGAAAAGAGAGAGAUUUUAAAUCAAACCAACAACAACACGGGCUCCAUCCUCCCCGCAGAGCUCUUUUGAGUUUAUGACGCCUCUCUGAAAAUUUGCCUUCCCUCGCUCGUGCUGCAGGUUUGAUCCACUCAUGGCUGUUCACGCUGAGAGAAAUCAAUCAAUCAAAUCGCUCCAUGCGGACCCCACCCUAUUGGAAAGCCAUGAAACGGUCAAAUCCCAAUGCCUCUAAAUUAAACAGAUUUGGUGUGCCUCUGAAUCCUGACUAUAAAUACAUAGAAGGAACAGAUCGUGAUCUUCGUGAAACAAACUUCCCCCUUUUAUGGAGGAGCUGGGCUGUAUUCCUCUCCCAGCUUAGUUCUUUUAUUCCAGUGCUCUGGCCCAGUUCUUAUCAGUCAUUUUAAAAGAAAAAAGCCUCAAUCCUCUCCACUACAAGCCUCUAAAACCCACCCUGUGUACAUGACUGUAAAAUAUGAAUUAAAGCUAGUGCAUGUUUAGUGAUUUUCUUAAAAAAAAAAAGACUUUUGCAGCCAACCAAUAAAAACAGUGUUACCUGAGUUUACUUAUAUUGUAAAAAAAAAAAAAACAUCAUUCUGUUCCAAAUCCAUAUUUUACUUUUAAAGUCCUUUCAACUAGAUCUUUUAGUUUUUAAGCAGUUUUCUGUUGCUUUCCUGCUUUCCAAAAGUGCUGUACAGACAGAUGAAUGAUACAUUCUCUCCAUAGCUGCUCAGAAAGGGGGGCUCCCCUAAUGUAUCUUAGUACUUCAGCAGUGUUUCUUAAACUACUGUAUUUGCAGGGCAGCAAACAUGAGUGUAAUCACAUAAUAAUGAGCCUGAACAUGUGUGUCUGAAAACGUCUGAGGGGCCGUUUUACUUCUGCCAUUUUCAAGAAUAAUCUCUUUGCUUAGAUGCUUGUACGAAACCUCAUCUGUAAAGGUGAAGGGGAGGCUUUCUGGGCUGUAGGUUACUCUUAAGGGAUCAGUUGGGACAAUGUGGACAUGGGUAACACUUUGGAUAAAGCCUUCAGCGGUGAGGGGGUAAAGUAAGAGGAAAUGUUAGUGAAACACUGAAAUCGUCUGCCUCAAAAUAUAUUCUUGGGUUUCAAAGGCCAUGAAUGGUUCCACUUCUUUGGUGUAUUACUCUCCAGAGGGACAACAGUGCUGCUGUUACUAUGAGCAGCCUUCAGGAGGCUUGUUUAAUGGUUUAAAGCGGUGAUCAGCAGAAUUAUUUUUCAACCAGUAAUUUGAUUUGAUGUUUUGUAAAGAAGAGAUUACUGUUGGGGUGAAAAAAAAAGAGGGAAAUGUACAUUUCUUCUAGAAUGUUUGGUCUCUCACUAAGUGUAUGCCUUUAUCAAAUGAAAUAAAUUGUAUAUGAAACAAUGGAGUUUGAGUACUCACUACACAUUUCUACCUAAGUGGGUGUUUUUUGCUGUUCUUCGCCAGUUGCAGUUUACCUUUAUGGCCCCUUGCUCUGCGUGUGCCUGUCCAUGUGCAUCAAGGAGCAGCGAUGUUCGGCAGUUGCCUGCGUGUAAUAGGUGCUGCCAGAUUCCCCUCAUCCUAUUGCUGCUGAUGACUAAUGGUGCUAUUGUCAGUACUGGCAGCAGGAUAAAUAGCAACAGCACCGGAUGAGAUAAAGAGGCGCUGUGCCGUGCUCGCUAACAUUAAGCCAGGCCAGCUAAAUACAAAACGUGGUGAUCUUGUUUCCCCACACUAAACGCGUCAUACAUCCAUUAUGGAGCGGUGAGGUGGGGAGGUCCCGGGCUCUCCCAUCAGUGAGGAGAUAAUGGAAGAGACAUUCUGCUUCCUUCAUUUACACAUCUCUUGAACCCUGCAGGGCUCUGACUGAUAACAAUGAUAGAUCGGCCAGCAUCCUUGUCACUAUGUCAAGCAACCUCUGCCUUAAUAGGGCACAGUCUGUUCUAACCAGAGCUAGAUUUGCCAUAGAGUUUCCAAAGGAUCUUGAAGCACUUCCUUUACUAAUUGCUGAAAAUCAAAAAAUAAAAUUAAAACUCUGUCCGUGUUGUCUUACUACAACCAUCAAAAAGUAGGACACAAAUGUAGAGCUUAAAAAGAAAAGAAAAAUCAAUCAACAGCUGUAACCGUAUUCAUAUAUAUAUUUUAAUGUUUUGUAUUUUUUUAGUGGCUCCUUGGUGGAGGAGACACCCACCCUCAGGGCUUCCAAAGCUAGUACACUCGUACUGCUGGUCCCAAGCCUGGAUAAAUGAGACGAUUACAUCAAGAAGGUCAUAUGGUGUAAAAAAUGUGUUUGGAUCCAUCUGCUGAGACUCCCUCCUCGGGAAAAUACAGUGGGCCAAAAAAAGUAUUUAGUCAGCCACCGAUUGUGCAAGUUCCCCCACCUAAAAUGAUGACAGAG
Messenger RNA from Haplochromis burtoni (Burton's mouthbrooder), 4153 nucleotides. Its product is annotated as V-set and transmembrane domain-containing protein 2-like protein. The transcript is spliced from 4 exons. NCBI's taxonomy places the organism in Eukaryota, Metazoa, Chordata, Actinopteri, Cichliformes, Cichlidae. The record is from RefSeq and is a predicted model, not a curated record. Bases 250 to 1053 code for a protein of 267 amino acids.